This is a messenger RNA of Leucoraja erinaceus (little skate), 1781 nucleotides long. RefSeq names its product coiled-coil domain-containing protein 192-like. The record is from RefSeq and is a predicted model, not a curated record. The transcript is spliced from 7 exons. Lineage: Eukaryota; Metazoa; Chordata; Chondrichthyes; Rajiformes; Rajidae. Bases 206 to 1171 code for a protein of 321 amino acids.
GACGAAGCGAUACACACCUCCGCCAUCAGGGGGCGCCCCGGGCGUUCCGUUGUGCGCGACCGUUUGAUGGCGUUGCCGGGCAACGCCGCCGCGUCAACAAACAGUGGCGGUGCAGGCUCGCGGCCACGUGGGCGCCGUGGUCAGUUGGUUGGGGGCAAGCGCGCGCGGCAGCCGCCCGUCGGCAGUUGGGGCUCGGGCCGGGUCCAUGGGGAACGUCGGCGCCAGUGGGCGCGUUACUGCCAUUUCGCUCAAACCCGAGGGCAAGCAGCGGGUUGCCAACUGUGCCACGCUGCGACAACCACACAGCAUAGCACAGACUAACAAUAUUGUGAAGGAAACUUCCAAUGACAUUAAUGAUAUGAUAAAAGGUUUGAACUUCUCGCAGAUUGGUUCUGUCGUAGAAACAUCAGAAAUUGAAAGCAGACUUCAAGAGGCAGAGGAAAAAGCAAGAAUAUUUGCAACAAAUCUGGCUGAAAUGGAAAUGUGUAAAAUAGAGCUCAGUGACCAGGUCAUGUGGUUGGAAGAACAGCUGGAGAGCAUGAGAAACAAAUUAAAGUCUGCAGGAUUAUAUGAAGAAACACUAAGUGCCAAGGACAAGUAUAUCAAGAGGUUAGAAGCAGAAAAUAAAUGUUCCAAUGCACAAUUGGUACAAUUAAAACAGAAGCACAAAAGAACCAUAAAAAAGUUGCAUGUUCAGUUGGCACAAGUCAAGCAAGAUUCAGCAAUAAGUGUCAUCAAAGCAAAAGAGAAAAUACAAACAUUGGAGAAUGAAAUUCAAAUCAUCAAGGAGCAAACAUCCAGCAAUAGACAUUACAAAGAGGAUUUCAGAAGUCAUGACACUGAAACACACAGACUUAGCAUUGCAGAGGAGAGUCGAAUGCGUCUUGUCCUUGAACUGUCUACACAAUUAUCACAGCAGCAAGAAAAUAUAUUUCUUCUAGAAAAGACUUUGGAAGAGAAAGACCGACAGGUGACUGGACUUGCAACACAACUGUUCACUCAACCAGCUGGUGGAGCUUCAGUGCACCUAUUAUUGCAGCCUAAUUUACCAGCACUACUCAACAAUAACACCUGCACAACAGAGUAUGAUCAAAGGUUAGGAGCAGUGCCAAUUUUAGCGGAUAACUUGACCUUAAAUAGGUUUUAUAAUGACCAAAAGGAACAAGGCUAAUCCCAUCUCGAGAUGUAAAGAGGUUGCAGACACCAACUGGAAACUGUCACAGCAGUGUAUUUGAAGACCAGUUGAGCAAUUUUGCUGCUUUCUUUAUGCCCGUUCAGAGCAGGAUAUCCGGGACAGCAGACGAGACUGGUGUUGUGGGAAAAGUAAAUAAUAUGAACAAAAAUUGAUUUCUAGUUCAAAGUUGUGAAGGCAUCCUGCAUAAAUCUGGGAACCAAUGCUCCACUAGCCUUCUAGUGCUAUAGGAGCUAUAGUACAGUUAACUUUCAGCAUGUCAUGCAUAUUCAUUUUUAGAGCCACUUUUUAAUGCAACUGUAAUAACAGUAUUCUGGAGCCUGUUAUUUAUCUCCCUUGGAGAAAGUCUAAGCACAACUUUAUCAUAUAAUUAUUAAAACAAUUAAAUGCAUUUUAUUUUAUUUAACUUACUAUUAAAAAUCAAUACUUAAACUUAAGUCUAGAUUCACUCUGCACAAUUACAAAAAUAGGCAAACAUCGUGGAAGUUUAAGUUUCAUGAUUGUGGUGGGUUUUAUUUAGAUUUAUUACUACUGGCCUUUUGAUUACUGACAUGAUUACAAUUUUGAGCACCUUAUGGUUUGUUUUUCC